Molecule: messenger RNA, 3707 nt
Organism: Pan troglodytes (chimpanzee)
Lineage: Eukaryota; Metazoa; Chordata; Mammalia; Primates; Hominidae
Gene: JPH4
Product: junctophilin 4
Exons: 7
Coding region: 970-2856 (628 amino acids)
Biological process (GO): regulation of synaptic plasticity
Cellular component (GO): junctional membrane complex; endoplasmic reticulum membrane; plasma membrane
Source: RefSeq, a predicted model, not a curated record
CCCUCCGCCUCGCCCCACUCCCAGCCCGCAUGCCAGGAUUUCUCUCCUCCCUGGGGGUCUCAGUGCAUCUCCUUCUCCUCUCUGCCUGCCUCCUCCCUCACCGAAGGGUUAGCGGACACCCAUCCUUUUCUGCUUGGGGACCCCACCACCACCCGCAUCACUGCCGCUGUCUCUUCUUCACCGUAUCCUUCUCUACCCACCCUCUUCUCUCUUCUCUUCUCCCUGCCCCUUUAAAUCUGCCUGGCCCAGCCUCCCCCGUGAUGCUGGGAUGGAGCAAACAUUGAUUUGUGCUGGGAUGGAAUCGGAAUUUUGAUUUAUUUUUCCUCUCCCAACCAUAAGAAGAAAAAAAUAAUAAAAACACCCCCUCUUGAGAGCCCCCUCCCCCUUUGCAUCCAGCUCCCAGCUCUUCUUCCCUAUCUCCAUCCAAGGCAGAUUUUUUCCCCUACACUAUUCUCAUCUUCCCCCACCCUUGCCACUACCUCGCCCCCCCACCCAGCCUGCUCCUCCAGCUGGGGAGAGAGGGGACUCUCCGGACUCCCCCACCUUUCCUCUCUGGGUUGGAGCAGUCUCUCCGGAAGGGGAGGGGGCUUGGCUUGUCCGGGCGAGGUGGGAGUGGAGGUAUCCUGCCAUGGAUGCUGUGCCGGGGAGGCAGCCUGAGCCCCAGCCCACAUGAGACGCCGAAGAACCGGGGCAGAGGGGUCCUGACAGCAGCCAGGGAAACGGGUGCCCUACGAUUCUGCCCAGCCCCCUCUCAGGACCCCCAAACUGCCAUCCACACUCGACACUUCGGGGUUCUAGCCACUCAGGAUGAGGGUCCGGCCCUGCCUGCCCUCGCUGGGGCCCCCCCGCCCGGCCCCGGUCUAACUGCCCCCGCCCCGAGGCCUCGCCCGGCUCCAAGGCCCCCAGCCGGCUCUCCAGUCCCAGGAUGCGCUGAGCCGCCGGGGGGCUGAGGCCGCGCCAACUACAUGCAUGUCCCCCGGGGGCAAGUUCGACUUUGACGACGGGGGCUGCUACGUGGGGGGCUGGGAGGCGGGGCGGGCACAUGGCUACGGCGUGUGCACGGGCCCCGGCGCCCAGGGCGAGUACAGCGGCUGCUGGGCACACGGCUUCGAGUCACUGGGCGUCUUCACGGGGCCCGGCGGACACAGCUACCAGGGCCACUGGCAGCAGGGCAAGCGCGAAGGGCUGGGCGUGGAGCGCAAGAGCCGCUGGACGUACCGCGGCGAGUGGCUGGGCGGGCUGAAGGGGCGCAGCGGCGUGUGGGAAAGCGUGUCCGGCCUGCGCUACGCUGGGCUCUGGAAGGACGGUUUCCAGGACGGCUACGGCACCGAGACCUACUCCGACGGAGGCACCUACCAGGGCCAGUGGCAGGCCGGGAAGCGCCACGGCUACGGGGUGCGCCAGAGUGUGCCCUACCAUCAGGCGGCGCUGCUGCGCUCACCCCGCCGCACCUCCCUGGAUUCCGGCCACAGCGACCCCCCGACGCCACCCCCGCCCCUGCCCUUGCCGGGCGACGAGGGAGGCAGCCCCGCCUCGGGCUCCCGGGGCGGCUUCGUGCUGGCCGGGCCCGGGGACGCCGACGGCGCGUCGUCCCGAAAGCGCACUCCGGCGGCCGGCGGAUUCUUUCGCCGUUCGCUGCUGCUCAGCGGGCUCCGAGCGGGCGGACGUCGCAGCUCCCUGGGCAGCAAGCGAGGCUCCCUGCGCAGCGAGGUGAGCAGCGAGGUGGGCAGCACCGGACCGCCCGGCUCGGAGGCCAGCGGGCCCCCGGCCGCAGCGCCGCCCGCCCUCAUCGAGGGCUCGGCCACAGAGGUGUACGCGGGCGAGUGGCGCGCAGAUCGGCGCAGCGGCUUCGGCGUCAGCCAGCGCUCCAACGGGCUGCGCUACGAGGGCGAGUGGCUGGGCAACCGGCGGCACGGCUACGGGCGCACCACCCGCCCCGACGGCUCCCGCGAGGAGGGCAAGUACAAGCGCAACCGGCUGGUGCACGGCGGGCGCGUCCGCAGUCUCCUGCCUCUGGCCCUUCGGCGGGGCAAAGUUAAGGAGAAGGUGGACAGGGCUGUCGAGGGCGCCCGUCGAGCCGUGAGUGCUGCCCGUCAGCGCCAGGAGAUCGCCGCUGCCAGGGCAGCAGACGCCCUCCUAAAGGCAGUGGCAGCCAGCAGUGUCGCUGAGAAGGCCGUGGAGGCAGCUCGAAUGGCCAAACUGAUAGCCCAGGACCUGCAGCCCAUGCUAGAGGCCCCAGGCCGCAGACCCAGGCAGGACUCAGAAGGUUCCGACACGGAGCCCCUGGAUGAGGACAGCCCUGGGGUAUAUGAGAACGGACUGACCCCCUCAGAGGGAUCCCCUGAACUGCCCAGCAGUCCUGCCUCCUCCCGCCAACCCUGGCGACCCCCUGCCUGCCGGAGCCCACUGCCUCCUGGAGGGGACCAGGGUCCCUUCUCCAGCCCCAAAGCUUGGCCUGAGGAGUGGGGGGGGGCAGGCGCGCAGGCAGAGGAACUAGCUGGCUAUGAGGCUGAGGAUGAGGCUGGGAUGCAAGGGCCAGGGCCCAGAGACGGUUCCCCACUCCUCGGAGGCUGCAGCGACAGUUCAGGAAGUCUUCGAGAGGAGGAGGGGGAGGAUGAAGAGCCCCUGCCCCCGCUGAGGGCCCCAGCAGGCACGGAGCCUGAGCCCAUCGCCAUGCUGGUCCUGAGGGGCUCGUCCUCGAGGGGUCCUGAUGCUGGGUGCCUGACAGAAGAGCUCGGGGAGCCCGCUGCAACCGAGAGGCCUGCCCAGCCGGGAGCUGCCAACCCCCUGGUGGUGGGAGCCGUGGCCCUCCUGGACCUCAGCCUGGCAUUCCUGUUCUCCCAGCUCCUCACCUGAGGCUACUUCCUGGCCUGGUUCUGGCUUUGGUUGCGUGCCUCUUCACCCCUUUGACCUGCCUUUUUUCUCUUCUCUCUUCCUGGCUGUGUUUUCUCCUAUCUUUCUUUCUCUUCUUCCUUUCUUUUCUGUGCUCCUUUGUUUUUUUCUCUCGCUUUUUCUUUCCCUGUCUUCUUUCAGAUUAUCUCAUUUCUUCUGGAUCUGUCUCUGUAUUCCUCACUCCCUUCCCCAUCCCAACCCCUUCUUUCUCUAGAUUGUUUACAUAUGAAGGGCUUUUCUCUCUCAGAGUUGCUGUCUUCUCUGAGACACACAAAUCUAAGUCAGACCAUUGCUCCACGCCCUCCCACCUUUUCUUUAGACCUCAACUUCGCUGCGGGUGGGGGUUUGGUGUCCUAAGGAGACUCCUGGAAGCUGAAUGGAGAAGAGGAAGAAAAUGAAGAAGGAGUGAUUGAAUGUCGGGCAAGGCACUGGCUGAGCUGCUGUGGCUCCCUAGCCUAAGGGGCCUGCUGUCCCUCUGACGCCUAGUGAAAAAGCUGCAGGAGGUGCAUCCUCCACCGCUAAUCUUGGAGGCUAUUAUCUUACCUCCAAGCACUGAGCUGGGUUACUGCCCAAUUCCAUCCUUCCCUGAAGGAGAGAAAGGAAGUGAAAAGUAGAGUAACUCCCUAGCAUUUCCCUCUUUUUCUCCUCAUCGGCCAGCCCCUCCUCCAGCCCCCUCUGGUGGCAUGCCAUGCCAAGAGCAACGUGUAAAGGAACAGAGAAUAUCCAAUGCAGUCAAGUCCACCCUGCCCAGACUUUGCCACUGACUUCUCCCACCCUUCUGUCUCCCCCAUAAUAGUUUAUUUGGUUGGUCUGGA